Messenger RNA from Rotaria sordida, 1185 nucleotides. The record is from the annotation of a GenBank genome assembly. Lineage: Eukaryota; Metazoa; Rotifera; Eurotatoria; Philodinida; Philodinidae.
AUGAAUAAUGGUUGGUUACAAGUUGAUAAAUCAUCUAAACCAGCACUAGUCAAACGCAAGGUUGAUAAUAUUCAUGAUGAAGUACGAGAUUUACUUAAACGUAUUCAAUCAUUACAAUUAUCUGAUUCAAAUGCUAAAGAAGUAGUUGAAUUAAAAAAAAGAAAAUUAGUUGAAGAUGUCGUUAUUAAUUAUUUUAUUGUUACAAAAUCAGUCGGAUUUUCUACAAAUAUAUCAAAAGGUGAAGCUGAAUUAACAGCUGAAAUGUUACAAACUGGUUCAUGGAAAACAUUACAUUUUAAACAAUAUAAUUUCAAUGCUAAAGGAAUGAUGCCAUCUUAUGGAUGUUUACAUCCAUUAUUAAAAGUUCGAACUGAAUAUCGACAAAUAUUUCUUGAAAUGGGUUUUACAGAAAUGCCAACAAAUAAUUUUGUUGAGAAUAGUUUCUGGAAUUUUGAUGCACUAUUUACUCCACAAAAACAUCCAGCACGUGAUGCACAAGAUACAUUUUUCUUAUCAGAUCCAGCUAUGACAACAAAACUUCCUGAAGAUUAUGUUAAUAAAGUUAAACAAGUUCAUUCAACUGGUGCUUUUGGUUCCAUAGGUUAUCAAUAUGAUUGGCAACUUGAAGAAGCACAAAAAAAUGUUCUUCGAACACAUACAACUGCUGUUAGUACACGAAUGCUUUAUAAAUUAGCACAAGAAAAAAUAUUUAAACCGGCAAAAUAUUUUUCAAUAGAUAAAGUUUUUCGAAAUGAAAAUCUUGAUGCAACACAUUUAGCUGAAUUUCAUCAAAUCGAAGGUUUAAUUGCUGAUUAUAAUUUAACAUUAGGUGAUCUUAUUGGUGUUCUUUAUGAAUUUUUUCGUAAACUUGGUAUGACUAAACUUCGUUUCAAACCUGCUUAUAAUCCAUAUACUGAACCAUCAAUGGAAGUUUUUAGUUAUCAUGAAGGUUUGAAAAAAUGGAUAGAAGUUGGAAACUCAGGAAUGUUUAGACCCGAAAUGUUACUUCCAAUGGGUCUUCCAGAAGAUGUAUCGGUUAUUGCUUGGGGUCUUUCACUUGAACGUCCAACAAUGAUUUUAUAUGGUAUCAAUAAUAUUCGUAGUUUAAUUGGACCUAAAGUUGAUUUAGAAAUGUGUCAACAAAAUCCACUUUGUCGCGUUACUGCUGCAACCGAUGAACAAUAA